This is a messenger RNA of Chiloscyllium plagiosum (whitespotted bambooshark), 3325 nucleotides long. Lineage: Eukaryota; Metazoa; Chordata; Chondrichthyes; Orectolobiformes; Hemiscylliidae. The record is from RefSeq and is a predicted model, not a curated record.
UCAGCGACGGCGCUCGGCGGAUACAUUGUCGCCGAAAGUUUCCGCAGAAACAGCGAGAAAAAGUUCAUGAAAGAAACGGUGACCAGAUCAAAUAUGGCGUCAAAAGGCUGUAUUGUUGUCACAAAAUACUUCCUGUUUGUUUUCAACUUGAUCUUUUUUUUUCUUGGUGGAGUGAUGUUGGGAUUUGGCCUUUGGAUUUUGUUUGACAAAAACAGCUUCAUAUCCGUUCUGGAAACCUCUUCGAUCCCCCUCCACCUGUGGUCAUACCUGCUGUCCAGUUUGGGCACAUUCACCAUGAUGAUGGGAUUCCUGGGCUGCAUCGGAGCAUUGAAGGAAGUGAAGUGCAUGUUGGGGAUUUAUUUCACCUUGUUGGUGUUCCUCUUGGCCUCCCAGAUUACUGUCGGAGUUCUCGUUUACACCCAGAGAAGAUCGAUCGAGAAGCAGCUUGGCAAAGCCGUGCAGAACCUGAUCCAAACCUAUGGUGAGACCGAUGAGAAACUUCAGAGCCUGGAGGAGAGUUGGGACUUCAUCCAAAUGCAAUUUUCUUGCUGUGGUUGGAAUAGCUCUCAGGAAUGGAUGAAAAACUCAAAAAUGAAGAACAGUUCGCUGAACAACUUCACCUAUCCGUGCUCCUGUUAUAAUUCUUUCCCACAGAAUAUCACCAGCUUCAACUUUACCAAAGAAACUGGAUUCUGUUUUGCCCCCACAAACCCGUUCGGUGUCACCCUGAAGAGCUGUAAGACUAACGUGUUCGAUUGGAUGAGGGAAAAUAUCUUGAGCAUCAUGAUUGUCUCGAUUGGUGUGAGUUUAGUGGAGCAUCUUUUUCAGUUUUCUUGCUGUGGUUGGAAUAGCUCUCAGGAAUGGAUGAAAAACUCAAAAAUGAAGAACAGUUCGCUGAACAACUUCACCUAUCCGUGCUCCUGUUAUAAUUCUUUCCCACAGAAUAUCACCAGCUUCAACUUUACCAAAGAAACUGGAUUCUGUUUUGCCCCCACAAACCCGUUCGGUGUCACCCUGAAGAGCUGUAAGACUAACGUGUUCGAUUGGAUGAGGGAAAAUAUCUUGAGCAUCAUGAUUGUCUCGAUUGGUGUGAGUUUAGUGGAGCUUUUUGCAAUGACGUUAUCGAUGUUAUUGUGUAGAAAUAUCGACCCAGAUUACGACAAACUCAUUCGUUUUCAGUAACAACGAGGCUGGUGGGUUGCUCUGGAACAAAGGAAAUCCUGUCUUUUAUUCUUGGUUUAUAACUUCCUAUAGUAACUUUGCUUUCGGUUUGUGUUUAAUCCUUUUUGUGGAUUGCAACUGGGACUGGGAUCACCACAUCAGCUAUCGAACCAUUUCGAGGAGCAUUCAUUAUUCAGUGUUGACACAUGAUUGUAGAAAUCACCUGUUACUGGAGAAAUGACAUCACCCAAUACCAACCUCAAUCCAACUCAUUUUACCCAAAACCUAAUUCAAUCAAUUCAGCCAGGACCCCAAAACAGAAUAUAACAAGCUUAUAUCAAAAAGCAUUGUCUAUAUUGGAGAGCUGUCAAAAAUGCAAAGAGUAAACCAUGGCCUUAUUUAAGGAAUCAUACCGUCUGCAUGAAAAUAUCGGUUUCUUCACAAAAUUGGUUGAAUAGACAUUGGAUAAUGGAAACACAAAUCAGCAGAAUCUAUUUUUGAAUAAUUUUAUGUGGAUUAAUUUUGAGGUUUAUUUUGAUGUCCGCUGCAUGACUUAUUUGAAUGUGUUUAUUCUAUACCAGUGCAUCAGUGUAACCAAGUGGCCAAGGUACUUUCUGGAAUUAUUGACUCUGAUUUAUUGUGAGGGCAUGUGUAUAGAGGCUGUUCCUGUAUGACCACAUACUCCAGACUCAUCUCAAAGAUUUCAUGUAAAUACGUUGUCCAAAAUGCUUCUGAAUUGUGCAAACAAAGGAGAACUUGGGUGUAAAGUUGACUGAUCUGAGCAUAUUUGAUAUGAAGGAUUUUACAGUUUGCCUCAACUUCAGUGGAGAAUGAGGAAAAGCAGGACCCUCAUCACUUUCCUGUAUCUACUGCUGGCAAAUGUAUGUGCAGUUGUCUGUGAAGUUAGGAACAGGCUUGUUAUGAUGCAUCUUAUGGGUGAACAUCCAUCAACAUUUUUCUACCUGUGCUUAAACCUGAAUUGUACCAAGUACUUGGCGAGUGAGUAUUCAUUAAUCAGUACAGAGUAACAUUUGGCUUCAGAAAUGAAACAAAUAUGCUUUAGACAAAACUCUCCAACCUGAAUCUGUGUUUAGGGAGCCUGCAGUUUUAUAUGAACAAUGUGAAAACCCAACUUAGCCCCAUCUCAUUGUCCCCUCUCAAUUUCCCACUCCAGCCCCUAACCAAUCAAAACCUUGGUUCAGAUUCCAUGAUUGAUCUUCUAACUUUUUCAUCAGAUGGUGGACAACUGAUAGGGCUACAGUGUCCAGGAAAUCCUCUCGCACAAGUUAAGGGGAGGUUUUCAGCUGCAGCUGACUCAACAUCUGGAAGAAUAACUACAUUUCACCUGGGUUCUGACUGCACGUUAUCCAACAUCUUGUGUUUUGUUUCCAACAUUCUUUCUAACUUGUCAAUCCUGUAUUACAAUUAAUGAAUUCAUGGCAGUAUUAAUCCUUCUUAGCAAGAUAGAGAUCAUAUUUAAUCUUGCAAGCCCAAAGGCAAGUCUACAUUGGUUGUAAUUCUGCGAUUGGGCAGCACUUGCUGAGAUAAUAGAUGGUGCUGUUGGGUGCAAUCCAACCAAUUUAAGAUAAUCAGUCCAGCUCAUAUAGUGAGAGUGUAAAUGAUAGACAUUCACACACACGGAGUUGUUCAAGUCUUGCACUUAUGCAGGAGUAUGAGGACCCUAUAGUUUCUUCUGACUUUCUCCAUGGCAAUAUCUCAGCCAGUUAUGUUCAAUUUGCAAAUCAAUCAGCACCAUGUUCUUUAGUUUAAAUUAUCAUUUUGCAUUUGUUCUAAUGAGUCCAAAAUGGGAACAUGUUUCACUCUUCAGAAGUAUUUCAGUUCUGUCUACCAUGUGACCAUGUAUAGAACUUCUUUUAAUGGUCAGUCAAAGUCAGUAAUGCCUGUGGUUUAGUUGAGCUGUGAAUGCUGAAGACUUGUUAUUGUUCUUGACUCCACGAUUCUAUCAUUCAUUUCAACAAAACAAACCUGCUUUAUUCCCAAGGGGGGGGGGGGGAAGUGAUAGCAGACACCACUGCCAACCAUAGCAAGCACAAAUCACCAAAUACUAGAAUAGCUUGAUGGAUUUAUCAGUAUAUUUCUGUAUAAACCUCCCAGGACCCUAUUCUGAUCUGUUUUUAUCUUUUUAAUAAAACUUUCAACCAAU